Messenger RNA from Limulus polyphemus (Atlantic horseshoe crab), 729 nucleotides. RefSeq lists its product as uncharacterized. The coding region runs from base 1 to 729 and encodes 242 amino acids. NCBI's taxonomy places the organism in Eukaryota, Metazoa, Arthropoda, Merostomata, Xiphosura, Limulidae. The transcript is spliced from 4 exons. The record is from RefSeq and is a predicted model, not a curated record.
AUGGCAGUCCACUCAAAUCCAAAACCUGACAGCAUUGGGUCACUAAAUUGGGCAGAAAAGGAGCAAUUCAAUACUCAAUUGGAUGCACCAAAUGGUACAGUGGCUGGGGCCCAUCAGUACAUUAUUGGCGAGUCAUCACCAGUCAAAAACCAGGAAGCAUUGUGUAUUCGUCUUUCAGUCCAGACAUAUCUUCACAAAUUUUACAAAACAAAUACAGAUAUGCUUAUUCAUUAUGAUAAGUGCUUGCACGGCAGUGAAUUAGAACUUGCCAAGACUGCAGUCCUGUUGCUAUGUGCUGCUGUCCAGCAGUCCUUAUGUCCAUCUACUCAGCCCUUAAUCACAUCUCUGACCCAACUUGAUGAGGGUGUCCAGAAAGAAAUAAGGGAAUGUUUGGAAGCUGUACUCCUACCAAGUAACGACAUUAAUGGGCACCUGACGGCUGAUUUUGUAUCUGUUCUUUGUAAACAAUCCCUUCAAAAUGAAACCACUCCUCGAAAACAUUCCUGUGUGAAUAGUCUCAGUAAUUUAAGAUCUUUGACCAAAAUAAAGACUCCUUCUCACUACAGCUCCCAAGGAUCACCACUGAGAGCUCUUUUGGACUCACCUUUACUUGUUCAGAGAACAGAGAUCCUUCUUGGUUAUGUUGAAUACUGUUGUCUGAGGCACAUGGUGGCUUUUAUGUCUAUGGAUUAUCUUCUUUUAAAAGAUACCUCAAUUUGGUUGCCAUGA